AUGCCUCAUAAGAGCAAGAAAGACAAGGAAUCCUCUAAAUCUGGAAAAUCUAAAAAGUCUGGAGGUAAAAAUGGGCCUACGGACGACAAAGAUGGCUCCAAUAAGAAAGUGCCUCCCGCAACUCAGCUGAUGAGGGUGAAGCAGCCGGGGUCACACUCGGCCAUGAAGAGAGAGAAGAGGUUCAGCACUUCCUCUUUCCCCCUCAGCGCUAACAGAGAGCUGCAGAAGCUCCUUGCACUGGCAGAUGUGGCCCCCGCAGAGCAGGAGAAGCUCUUCAUCCAGAAGCUACGACAGUGCUGCGUUCUUUUCGACUUCCUGUCUGACCCACUGAGCGACCUGAAAUGGAAGGAAGUCAAGCGGGCGGCGCUGAGCGAAAUGGUGGAGUACAUCACCCACAACAGGAAUGUCAUCACAGAGCCCAUCUACCCCGAGGUGGUGCACAUGUUUGCGGUGAACAUGUUCAGAACAUUGCCUCCAUCGUCCAACCCCACCGGGGCCGAGUUCGACCCAGAGGAGGAUGAGCCAACACUUGAGGCUGCAUGGCCGCACCUCCAGCUUGUCUAUGAAUUUUUCCUUAGGUUUUUAGAAUCGCCCGACUUUCAGCCUAACAUAGCGAAGAAAUACAUCGACCAGAAAUUUGUUAUGCAGCUCCUAGAACUAUUUGACAGUGAGGAUCCCAGAGAGAGGGACUUCCUGAAAACGACCCUUCACAGGAUUUAUGGAAAGUUCCUGGGGCUGAGAGCAUACAUCAGAAAACAGAUCAAUAACAUUUUCUAUAGGUUUAUCUAUGAGACAGAGCACCAUAAUGGUAUAGCUGAACUACUGGAAAUACUUGGAAGCAUAAUCAAUGGAUUUGCCUUACCACUAAAAGAAGAGCACAAGAUUUUCCUGUUGAAGGUUUUAUUGCCUCUGCACAAAGUCAAAUCACUCAGUGUCUACCAUCCACAGCUGGCCUACUGCGUGGUGCAGUUUUUAGAAAAAGACAGCACUCUAACUGAGCCGGUGGUAAUGGCUCUACUAAAGUACUGGCCAAAGACUCACAGUCCCAAGGAGGUGAUGUUUCUCAAUGAGCUGGAGGAGAUCCUGGAUGUCAUCGAGCCCUCUGAGUUCGUAAAAGUGCAGGAGCCUCUCUUCAGACAGCUGGCCAAGUGUGUGUCCAGCCCUCACUUCCAGGUGGCAGAGAGAGCUCUGUAUUACUGGAACAACGAGUACAUCAUGAGUCUGAUCAGCGACAACGCAGCGAAGAUCCUGCCGAUCAUGUUCCCGGCUCUGUACCGCAACUCUAAGACCCACUGGAACAAGACCAUCCACGGCCUCAUCUACAACGCUCUGAAGCUUUUCAUGGAGAUGAAUCAGAAGCUCUUUGAUGAUUGCACACAGCAGUUCAGGGCUGAGAAAAACAAAGAGAAGGCAAAGUCAAAAGAACGCGAAGAGGCUUGGGUCAAGAUUGAGAACCUCGCGAAAUCGAAUCCACAGUUCUCUAUGUAUGUUGAUUCCUCUGACCUCAAUAGUCCUGUAGCAAUGGAGACGGAUAUCCCUUUGAUAGAAGAUGUUCAGAGGUUAAAAAAGACAGUUGAGGAGGGCGCGACUCAGUUGCAGCAUGACCAGCGGAAAGAGCGGCCUAUGGUGCGACGCAAAUCUGAGUUGCCUCAGGAUAUCUACACCACAAAAGCCUUGGAGUCCCACCGCAGAGCUGAAGACAUGUUGACCACCCACGAUGGACUCUAGGUCCCGCCACCUGCCGGCUCUUUGGUCCAACUGCCCCUUCAACCCUCGACAGCCAUGGACAUCUUCUUUGCCCAGGUGCCGGAGUUUACACCGGCGACCCAAGUUGGGCUCUCCAUCCCUCCUCCUACUAUGAGUUUACCCAGAAUCCUCAGUUCUCCUUCAUUCCUGCUGCCCCAGUGCAGAACCCUGUAUCCACCUCCCUCAGAUUUCUGCUUUCUCAGGUUUUACUCUUUAUUUGGAGAAGAGCGGGAGUGUGUUUGUGUGUCUUUAGGCCCCUCGCUACAUUCAAUUUGUCCCCCCCCCCCUUUCGGUUCCUCUUACCUUCCUUUCUCCUUCCACACCCCUGUGCGCUCACUGUAAAUGUGGAACCUCGGAGUAUGGACACCGCGACGCUGGUUCCUUCAUUCCUUCUUGCAAGCAUGUUCACAAUGGAUUGAACAUAGGAACUGACUGACUCACUGUCACUCGUCUCUUGGUCUCUGCUUGGUUUUCUUUUCUGUCAAAGGGAACAAAAUCGGAACCCGUUGGUCAGAUGAAAAAGACAAGACUUUCCCGUCAUCCGUUGUGUGUCUGCUUUAUUUUUGUUUUCUUUUUUCUUUUUGCUCACUCUUAACGGACAUCUUGUCAGUGCCAACACCGUUGUGUUCUUUAUGUUUAUUUCAUGUUUGUAUCUGUGACUUUUAACAGGGACACCUGCCUUUUUGUUUUUCACUAUUGUUUGAAAGAUUUUAUUUUGUUUUUUAGUUUAGCACACCAGACCAAACUGAGGCCUGUCCUUAGCCUUGCAAUGUCCAGGAAAGAUGGCGAGGAAAGGAGAAGUUGUCCUGUGGACAUCUGACACUUUCCAUUUUAUUCUUUUGUGCCAUAUGCCGCUCUUUUAUAUGCUUGCUUCCUUAUGUUCAUUGGCAAUAUUUGAAAACCAGACCAUAGUGAUGCCUAGACAGUUCAAACAAUGGUACUCACUGCUGUUGAGUUGAGGAUGAAGCUGAAUGAAAGCUGUUUGCUACCUAGGUUGCAGUAGUAAUAUCCGGGGCCUGGGUGUAGCAGGAGGGGCCCUCAGUUGCUUAUAAGGGCAGCAUACUGAAUGAAAAUGAGGAGAUCGGCUGCGGGGUGUUGAGGGUUGAGUGGUGGGUUUUAUAGAUAUAUACAUAUAUAAAUACACCCCUAUUUAUUUUAUAGAAUCCCUAUGUCUUUUACUGUAAAAUAAAUGGGGAUUAUUAUCUUUGUAAAAGAAAUAUAAUCAGAAAUAUACAUUUUGCUGAGUGGCAGAGGAGGCACAGAGGACGUACACUCUGCUCACUGACGAUUUUUAGCAGCCGUUACUACAAUAGGACCUUUCAUGCUUGUAUUGUUUAUUGUUUUUGUUUUUUUUAAGUAAAGAGCAUGAAAGUGUUGGUACUGUAUGCUUUAAAGAUUUUACAAUAGAAAUUAAUUUAUUAUCAAACAUACAAGUAGCUAUUAACAUAUUGACAUCAAAAGAUUAACACACAAAUGACUUGAGAGCUACCAAAACUCCCUUUUUAAAAAAAAAACAAAAAAAACAAAAAGGUGUGUUGUGGCCAUCCGUAACUUCAGGUGUCUGGUUUGCGGGUUUUUGUUUAUUGUGUUGUUAAAGUCAGAACCCUCUUCCAGUCAGUACCAUUGUUUAAACUAAGGAGGUCUGCUAGAGUUCUUCAUAUUUGAUGUGUUGUAUUUUUUUGUCUUGUCUCUGGAGGUUGGUAGCGUGGAUGUCAGGUUUCUUUUUUUGGAUUUUCUUUCGUUCUGGCCGUUCAGGAUGCCCAACGCUGAAACACACUGGUAUCAGAUGGCCACAAAAAUGCCAGAUGCUGAAAAAUAAAACUGACAUUGUGACUUGGCUUGUUAACUGUAUUAAUACUGUAUUUGCUUGAAUGCAAAAAGAUGUAAAUUAAAACUACCAUGUUAAACAUGUACCUUUUACCCUGGAGGAAUGCCAUUCACCAAACUGAUUGAUUUCUGUUGUCGAGGUCAUUGCGUUUAUGAAACAGUCCCGCUUGCUGGGAGAGAUGUUUUAUGGAUUUUAUGAGUUUAUGAGUCAAGAGAUGUUUGAGGUUUAUUUUAGUGCUGAUAAACGAGUCACCUGUGAUUAAAAAAAAAAAAAAGAAAGAAAAGAGAUGAUUUAAAAAUGAUUUGGUGGCUUGUUCUGUUUCUGCAGGAUCUUUGCAGAUCUUUUAAUUUUAACAUAUUAUUUCCAAAACAUGAUAACUUAAAGUGUCCUUUUGUAUGUGACCUGUACUAUAUGAUUCAUUUAAUAUUGUAUAUAUGAGUUACCUUGUUUCAUGUAGUGUUAUAUCUAGAUUAAUUUUGUACAAAUUGUCCCUCUGUACAGAAUAAAAACAUCAAUAGCAAGUGAAAGAAGUCAAUCUGGCACAUACCGUCUUAUUUCUUCUGUUCUGGAUGUACUUGCAGCGACACAAGGAUUUUAGAAAAUGUUCUUAUUUUUCUGAUUAAAAUCUGCAAAGUUUCUUCCCUCCUCUAUAUAACUGACAAAUGUUCAUGCCCGUUGUGUGCUCCUAUCACUGUCUUUAGUGGUGUACAACUAUAUAGAAUGAAUAAAGAGAUUAUUUGAAUAUAUA
Acanthopagrus latus (yellowfin seabream) is the source of this 4322-nucleotide messenger RNA. It is a transcript of the gene ppp2r5ca, whose product is annotated as protein phosphatase 2, regulatory subunit B', gamma a. Lineage: Eukaryota; Metazoa; Chordata; Actinopteri; Spariformes; Sparidae. Gene Ontology annotation, cellular component: nucleus; protein phosphatase type 2A complex; cytosol. The record is from RefSeq and is a predicted model, not a curated record. Bases 1 to 1728 code for a protein of 575 amino acids. The transcript has 16 exons. Gene Ontology annotation, molecular function: protein phosphatase activator activity. Gene Ontology annotation, biological process: protein dephosphorylation; signal transduction.